UGAAAACUCACCUACCUACAUCAUCCUAUCAAACAAUCAAACUUCUCUUCAUAUCAAUUAUCCACCCCAUCACCAACCAUCAUCUCAACAUCUCCUCAAACAUCAAACACACAUAAUCCAUCUUCCAUUUUCUAUCUUCCACUCACCAUAGAACUGAGCAAAUCUUCCACCAUGACGACUUACCAUGUCGACCCCAACCAAUGGACCACCCCCUUCUCCUUCACGAAAACCAUCCAUCGCGAUCCUUACCCCUUCCUCUCACCCGAGAAAGCGGAAAAUCGACAGGAGGGGAAGGUGAUUAUCGUUACGGGAGCGGGAAGUGGGAUUGGUGCUGUGAGUUUCUACCUUUCUGCGUCUGAUUUGUGUGUUUUGCUGUUCGGCUGUUUUGGGGUGAGGUGUGUUGUCAAGAGAUGGAACUUAGAUGGGAAAAAGAAUAAGAAUGAGCUGAGGAGAUGGAAGGGAAGAUGACAGAUGACAUAAAAUUCUAACAGAAUUCCCCUCAGGCCGCAGCCAAAGUCUGGGCCCGCGCGGGCGCCCACGGAAUCGUCCUCGUCGGCCGACGCCUCGAACGUCUGCAAAUCGUAAAAACAGAAAUCGAGGCACUCAACAAAGACACCAUCGUUCUAGCCGUGAAAUGCGAUAUCGCCAAUGAAAGCGACGUCAUAGCGUUGUACGCGGAGGUCAAAAAGACCUUUGGGCGGAACGCGGAUGUGUUGUUGAAUAAUGCGGGGGCACUGGAUGAUACGAAGAUGUUUGCGGAGCAUGGUGUUGAGGAGUAUUGGAGGGUUUAUGUGAGUUUAUUUAUGGUUCUAUGUUUAUGGUUGGGUUUGGGUUUGGAGAGGAAGGUUGUGAGGAUGUUGUUAAUGAAUUUGGGAAUAGGAGAUUAAUCUUAAGGGACUGGUAAUUAUGUUGAAUCAUUGGAUUAAUUCGCAAGAACACACGGAGAAGCCUGUUGGAACGAUUAUUACGGUCCUCACUGGUCGUGUGGGAGUCAUGGUUCCGAAAGGCUCGAGUUAUGAUGUCAGCAAAUUGGCGAUGCAAGGUCUUGUUCAACAUGUUCAAGCAGGUAUGUCAAGCGCUGCCAACUAUGCUUUGAGAAGCGAAUUGACGGUUUUGAUAGAGUACCCUACUCUCAGGAUGUUCAUGACGAUGCCAGGAAUCGUGAAGUCGGAGAUGUCGGAGGAGUUUUGGCUACCGUUUGCGAUCGACCAUGCUGAUCUGACCGGUCUUCAAGCUUUGUACUUCGCUCAGCCGAGAGCGGAUUAUCUUAAGGGCUUGAUUACCUCUGUGAAUUGGGAUCAUGAGGUUAUGGAGGCUCAUAAGGAGGAAAUUAUUGAGAAGAAGAUGUUGGAGAUGAAAUGGAUUCCCGCUAUUCCCUUUUGUGGAGGCGAAGGACUUGGAGCAUAG
Molecule: messenger RNA, 1407 nt
Organism: Hymenoscyphus albidus
Lineage: Eukaryota; Fungi; Ascomycota; Leotiomycetes; Helotiales; Helotiaceae
Source: the annotation of a GenBank genome assembly